GGUUACAAGACACAGGCAUUUCUUUCAUUUACCAAAUAUAGUGUAAUAUAUUUAAAGCAUAUUCAAAGAUGUUUUCAGGGGUAACUGGUCUCUUUGAUAGAGGCCAAAAGUUGAAGGGAACUGUGGUGUUGAUGCAAAAGAAUGCGUUGGACAUUGAUGCCCUAACUGCAACUAAUAACCCUACAGGUAUCAUUGGUGGUGCCAUAGGUAUUAUUGGUGAUGUAGCUGGCAAUAUAAUUGACACUGCCACUUCAUUCUUGGGCCGUUCUGUGGCUCUCAAGUUGAUUAGUGCUACGACUGCUGAUGGAACUGGAAAAGGAAAAGUGGGAAAGGAAACAUUUCUGGAAGGUCUUCUUACCUCCCUCCCAACAUUGGGGGACAAGCAAUCUGCUUUCAGUAUUCAUUUUCAAUGGGACAGUACCAUGGGAAUUCCAGGAGCUUUUUAUAUUGAUAACUAUAUGCAAGGUGAAUUCUUCCUUGUGAGUUUGACACUUGAAGAUGUUCCAAACCAUGGAACCAUCAACUUUGUUUGCAACUCAUGGAUUCACAAUUCUAAAAAGUACAAAACGGACCGCAUCUUCUUUGCCAACAAGACAUACCUUCCAAGUGCAACACCAGCUCCAUUAGUGUACUACAGACAAGAAGAAUUGAAGACUUUAAGAGGAGAUGGAACGGGAGAGCGCAAGGAAUGGGACAGAAUAUAUGAUUAUGAUGUCUACAAUGACUUGGGUGAUCCCGACCAGAAAGCUAGCUUGGCUCGUCCUGUUGCUGGAGGACCUGGAAACUUGCCUUACCCUCGAAGGGGAAGAACCGGCAGAAAACCAUCUAAAAAAGAUCCUAAGAGUGAGAGUCGAAGUGACGCUAUUUACGUUCCAAGAGAUGAAUCAUUUGGUCACUUGAAGUCAUCUGACUUUCUUGGUUAUGUACUCAAAUCAGCAACUCACAGAGUCAUACCUAAUUUGAGAUCUAAAGCUACAUUACAACUCAAUAACCCUGAGUUUAACACCUUUGAAGAUAUACGCUCUCUCUACGAUGGUGGAAUUAAGCUUCCUACUGAUGUACUAAGCCAGAUUAGCCCAAUACCAUUGUUCAAAGAACUUUUUCGAACUGAUGGUGAAGCUGUACUUAAGUUUCCACCACCGAAAGUGGUUCAAGUGGAUGACUCUGCAUGGAUGACUGAUGAGGAAUUCGCAAGGCAGAUGAUUGCUGGGGUGAAUCCUCAUAUCAUCAAAAAACUUCUGGAGUUUCCACCAAAGAGCAAGUUAGAUAGCAAACUAUAUGGUGAUAAUACCAGCACAAUAACCAUUGAUCACUUGGAGCCAAACAUGGGAGGGGUCACAGUAGAACAGGCUAUCCAAAACAAUAAAUUGUACAUACUUGAUCACCACGAUCUACUAAUUCCAUAUUUGAGGAGAAUAAAUGCAACUGAGACAAAGUCCUAUGCAACUAGAACCAUUCUUUUCUUGCAAAAUGAUGGAACUUUGAAGCCAUUGGCCAUUGAACUAAGUAGGCCACACCCUCAAGGUGAUAGUUUAGGUCCUGUUAGUAAUGUUUACUUGCCUGCAAGUGAAGGUGUUGAAGCUUCAAUUUGGCUCCUUGCCAAGGCUUAUGUCGUUGUAAAUGACUCAUGCUACCACCAACUUGUCAGCCAUUGGUUGAACACUCAUGCCGUUGUUGAGCCAUUCAUCAUAGCAACAAAUAGGCAUCUUAGUGUGGUUCACCCUAUUCAUAAACUUUUACUUCCACACUACCGUGACACAAUGAACAUAAAUUCCCUCGCACGAACUAUCUUGGUCAAUGCAGGGGGUGUUAUGGAAUUAACUUUCUUGUGGGGAGAUUAUGCUGUUGAAAUGUCUGCUGUUGUUUACAAGGAUUGGAAUUUCACCGAGCAAGGACUUCCUAAUGAUCUAAUCAAAAGAGGAGUGGCAGUUCAGGAUCCAGCUUCUCCACAUGGUGUUCGACUUCUGAUAGAGGACUAUCCUUAUGCUUCUGAUGGACUAGAGAUAUGGGCUGCUAUUAAGUCAUGGGUUGAUGAAUAUGUGAAUUUCUACUACAAGUCUGAUGCAGAUGUUGUGAAAGAUUCUGAACUCCAAGCAUUUUGGAAAGAACUUGUAGAGGUGGGUCAUGGUGACUUUAGGAAUGCAACAUGGUGGUUUAAGAUGCAAAACCGUACGGAGUUGAAAGAAGCUUGCACCAUUCUCAUAUGGAUUGCUUCAGCACUUCAUGCAGCUGUUAAUUUUGGACAAUAUGCGUAUGGAGGAUAUAUCCUUAACCGACCAACAAAAAGUAGAAGAUUCAUGCCUGAGAAAGGAUCCGUUGAGUAUGAUGAGCUUGCUAAGGACUACCAGAAGACUUAUUUGAGGACAAUCACCGCAAAGAAUGAUACCCUUACUAACUUGACCAUCUUAGAGGUCUUGUCAAGGCAUGCUUCUGAUGAACAAUACCUUGGAGAGAGAAUUGAAGGUGAUCUCUGGACUUCUGAUUCACAACCAAAACAGGCCUACAAGAAGUUUGGAAAGAAGUUGGCUGAAAUCGAGAAAAACCUCAUUCAAAGGAACAAUGAUGAGACACUGAGGAAUCGAAAUGGACCUGUGAAGAUGCCAUAUACACUGCUUUAUCCUACUAGUGAGGAAGGAUUGACUUCCAGAGGCAUUCCCAACAGUGUCUCCAUCUAAAAAAUGUCAUCGUCGUUGUUGUGUUGUUGCUUUAAAUAAUCGAUGAGAAGGAAUCCAAUUCCCUCACCUCCCUAUGUAUGGUCAUGUUGUGUUAUUAUGUAUGUUUGAUUGAUUUCUAUAAAAACUACUAUGUUUGUUGUGUGAUGGACUUACUAUAUCAAAUUCAAAUGCAAGCUUCAUAUUUUAA
This is a messenger RNA of Medicago truncatula (barrel medic), 2862 nucleotides long. RefSeq names its product linoleate 9S-lipoxygenase. The record is from RefSeq and is a predicted model, not a curated record. Gene Ontology annotation, biological process: lipid oxidation. Gene Ontology annotation, molecular function: oxidoreductase activity, acting on single donors with incorporation of molecular oxygen, incorporation of two atoms of oxygen; protein binding; metal ion binding. Bases 69 to 2675 code for a protein of 868 amino acids. The transcript has 9 exons. Lineage: Eukaryota; Viridiplantae; Streptophyta; Magnoliopsida; Fabales; Fabaceae.